Messenger RNA from Pecten maximus, 2115 nucleotides. RefSeq lists its product as uncharacterized. The transcript is spliced from 3 exons. Lineage: Eukaryota; Metazoa; Mollusca; Bivalvia; Pectinida; Pectinidae. The record is from RefSeq and is a predicted model, not a curated record. Bases 668 to 1747 code for a protein of 359 amino acids.
AUGAUGGACAUUGCUGUAUAUAUACAAAACCAAUGUUUUCUACUAUUGCAUGAAACAUUUGAAAUAAUAACACAAAUUUUCCCUGGAGUUUGACCAAGUGUGAAAAUACACUACAAGCAGACAUGUCCUUUCAAACCCUGAAGUCCGAAUAAAUGUGCAAGUGAAUAUCACACCCUCAAGGCUUUAAUGAAAUCCUUGCUUAGUAUGACUAUAUGUGUAAGCAGGUUACCUUAUUAAUAAGAUAAAAACAGAGAGAAUUUUUCAAAUUUUGUAUAUUGAGAUCAGCUCUUGUAUUAAAUGGGAUGUUGACUCCUGUAUGUGGGUAAAUGGGUCUUUCAGGUCAAAUGCCAAGAGCCUUGUUCUUCAAAUUUUGUGUACUGUAUCACCUGCAGAAACUAUGAACUGAAAAAUGUGAAUGAGAUUAUGGUUCACUCAUGAUCAUUGCUCUGCGUUACAUCUGAUAUUCAGAAAUCAUUGUCAAUUUGGUGCUAUAUACAUGGAAGCUUGUGUUAAUACAGUACAUCUCUGUAGCAAAAUAGUCUACAUGAGCAUUACUCUAUGAUGAAUAGAAACCACGAAAUAAAAAAAAUCCAGCGAUAUGAUAAGUAUAUAAUACUAAAUUAAAUGUACUAAUGUAAAGACAUGCAUCCGGUAUUAUAGGAGGUGUAUGUUAAUACUAGAGUGUAGGAGGUGUACGUUAAUACUAGAGUGUAGGAGGUGUAUGUUAAUACUAGAGUGUAGGAGGUGUACGUUAAUACUAGAGUGUAGGAGGUGUAUGUUAAUACUAGAGUGUAGGAGGUGUUGUAUGUUAAUACUAGAGUGUAGGAGGUGUACGUUAAUACUAGAGUGUAGGAGGUGUACGUUAAUACUAGAGUGUAGGAGGUGUAUGUUAAUACUAGAGUGUAGGAGGUGUAUGUUAAUACUAGAGUGUAGGAGGUGUACGUUAAUACUAGAGUGUAGGAGGUGUACGUUAAUACUAGAGUGUAGGAGGUGUACGUUAAUACUAGAGUGUAGGAGGUGUACGUUAAUACUAGAGUGUAGUAGGUGUAUGUUAAUACUAGAGUGUAGGAGGUGUAUGUUAAUACUAGAGUGUAGUAGGUGUAUGUUAAUACUAGAGUGUAGGAGGUGUAUGUUAAUACUAGAGUGUAGGAGGUGUAUGUUAAUACUAGAGUGUAGGAGGUGUACGUUAAUACUAGAGUGUAGGAGGUGUAUGUUAAUACUAGAGUGUAGGAGGUGUUGUAUGUUAAUACUAGAGUGUAGGAGGUGUAUGUUAAUACUAGAGUGUAGGAGGUGUAUGUUAAUACUAGAGUGUAGGAGGUGUAUGUUAAUACUAGAGUGUAGGAGGUGUUGUAUGUUAAUACUAGAGUGUAGGAGGUGUACGUUAAUACUAGAGUGUAGGAGGUGUAUGUUAAUACUAGAGUGUAGGAGGUGUAUGUUAAUACUAGAGUGUAGGAGGUGUACAUUAAUACUAGAGUGUAGGAGGUGUUGUAUGUUAAUACUAGAGUGUAGGAGGUGUAUGUUAAUACUAGAGUGUAGGAGGUGUAUGUUAAUACUAGAGUGUAGGAGGUGUACGUUAAUACUAGAGUGUAGGAGGUGUACAUUAAUACUAGAGUGUAGGAGGUGUACGUUAAUACUAGAGUGUAGGAGGUGUACGUUAAUACUAGAGUGUAGGAGUGUCAUCAUUUGUAUUUGCAAAGCAUUUUAUUUUUGUUCUAUAAUAAUUUAUCAAAGUGUUUGCCGUAUUUAAGUGUGCAAGUGAUAUAUUAUGAUCUUUGUACAAAUUAUAGAAUGUGUAUUUAUAUACAAAUCUAUAAACAACAGACAUGUAGAUUGUUUUUCAAUGUGAAUCUUUAUUCUCUGGAAUCUAGAUGGAUGAUUAGAAAUUAGAUUUUUCUUGGUUGUAUCCAGUCCUAACCGAUGAGACGCAUAACUUGUACUGUUAUAGCGUAUAAAACAUUAAUGUGUGGUGUGUUUUAACUAUUGAAAUGCAAAUUAUUUAUAUAGUUUUACAAUUCUUGCAACUCUACUGAUUCUGAAGUAAUCAUAUAGAUUCAAAAUAAAUCUAAUAUAUGUAUCUGUAUGUGUAAUUUAUUCAAAUUGUGUCCUUGCAUUCUG